Molecule: messenger RNA, 1681 nt
Organism: Cryphonectria parasitica EP155
Lineage: Eukaryota; Fungi; Ascomycota; Sordariomycetes; Diaporthales; Cryphonectriaceae
Product: Lipoate synthase
Exons: 2
Coding region: 84-1397 (437 amino acids)
Biological process (GO): lipoate biosynthetic process
Cellular component (GO): mitochondrion
Molecular function (GO): lipoate synthase activity; 4 iron, 4 sulfur cluster binding
Source: RefSeq, a predicted model, not a curated record
AUACUUGAGCUGUGUUGGCGGCGGCGUCGUUUUAAUUGUCGUUGACGAGCUACAAUCACAUCCAGUCCCCUUAUUUGGCAAGGAUGGCAUCCUCAGCGUCAACACUACGCCGCGUAGAGGCACCACUGCGGCGCUCUCUCACGCGAGCUGUGGCUUCGAGCAGUCGAGGCUAUGCCACUAUUCCCACAGACUCCAAGUCCCCGACCUCACAGCCCAUCACCACAACAACGUCUUCAUCGUCGUUGUCCUCCUCCUCCUCUACGCCUUCAGGGACGAGCGUACGACCGACAUAUUUCAAGAAUACCACCGUCCUCUCCCUCGAUUCUUUCCUUGCCAAGCGCGAAGAAGAAAACCUCCCCAGCUCCGAGGCUUACGAGCUGCGCACUGCCCAGGUCGGGCCCGCCGGCCGCAAGAAGACGAUUACCCGCAUUCCCAAGUGGCUCAAGACGUCCAUCCCUUCUCCCGGCGCCAACUCCAACUACGGCAAGAUCAAGGCCGACCUCCGCGGCCUCAACCUCCACACCGUCUGCGAGGAGGCCCGCUGUCCCAACAUCGGCGAGUGCUGGGGCGGCGACAACAAGUCCGCCGCCACCGCCACCAUUAUGCUCAUGGGUGACACCUGCACCCGCGGCUGCCGCUUCUGCAGUGUCAAGACGAACCGCAAGCCCCAGCCUCUCGAUCCCCACGAGCCUGAGAACACCGCCGAGGCCCUCGCCAGGUGGGGCUUGGGCUACGUCGUGCUCACUAGCGUAGACCGAGACGACCUCGCUGACGGCGGUGCAAGGCACUUUGCCGAGACCAUCCGCAGGAUCAAGAGCAAGAAACCCACCCUGCUGGUAGAGGCGCUGACGGGAGAUUUUAUGGGCGACCUCGACAUGGUCAGGCUCGUUGCCGAGAGCGGGCUGGACGUCUACGCCCACAAUGUGGAGACGGUCGAGGGCCUGACGCCCUACGUUAGGGACCGCAGGGCUACGUUCAAGCAGAGCUUGAAGGUGCUGGAGGAAGUGAAGAGGCUGAAGGGAGACGAUAUCAUCACCAAGACGAGUAUCAUGUUGGGUCUGGGCGAGAUGGAGGAGGAGAUCUGGGAGACAUUGAGAGAGCUGAGAAAGGUAGGCGUCGAUGUCGUCACCUUUGGGCAGUAUAUGCGCCCGACGAAGCGACACCUCAAGGUCGAGAAGUAUGUCACGCCUGACGAGUUUGAAUACUGGCGGCAGAGAGCCCUAGACAUGGGCUUUCUCUACUGCGCCAGCGGGCCCCUGGUGCGCUCAUCGUACAAGGCUGGCGAGGCUUUCAUCGAGAACGUCCUGCGGAAGAGGGCUGGAGAGAAGGCUGUGGCCGCGGCUCGGGGACUGGAUGAGGCUGUUAUUUCGGGACAGGACAAGACGAGCUCGCUGUGAUGUUCGUGACGAAUUGACCAGACACUUCAUUCAAGUCGUGCUCGUCACUUGUCCUGUAUUCUUAUUACUUUUUGUUUUCUCGGCACAAGGGAUAUUGGGAGGUAGGAUUUGCAUACUGGACUCGGCGCAACUCUGGCGGCAUGGGAGGGAAUUCCGGACUGGACCAGUGAUUCAACAGCCUGUGUAGGAGGGCAGUACGCAAAUAGCAAUAGCAUGGAGAAGAUGAACUACCAAGAGGGCAGAGCGAAUUUCAACACCGGCAUAUAUCUGCCAAGUUCCAAGCG